Folsomia candida is the source of this 882-nucleotide messenger RNA. RefSeq names its product lipase. The coding region runs from base 1 to 882 and encodes 293 amino acids. The transcript is spliced from 3 exons. The record is from RefSeq and is a predicted model, not a curated record. NCBI's taxonomy places the organism in Eukaryota, Metazoa, Arthropoda, Collembola, Entomobryomorpha, Isotomidae. Gene Ontology annotation, biological process: lipid metabolic process.
AUGCCAAUUACGAUCGCGUCGUACGGACCGGAUGUGGCCCGAGCUAAGAAAUACGUCUAUUUGUCCGGGGCCGCCUACUGUUUCGACAUUCCCGCCUGGACGUGUCCGUACUGUGAGAAAGCGAAGAGUUUUGGGUAUGAAUUCGACUCGCUGAUUGUCAACAAGGAGGCCAACACGCUGGCUUUUAUCGCGGUUAACAAGGAGCUCAAGGAGAUCGUGGUUUCGUAUCGUGGAACGCUAAAUGUCGCGAACGUGGUGCAUGAUAUCCACCCUUCCGUCGUGAGCAUUGAGGCGGGUUCCAGUGCUCUCGAGAGGGGGAAGAAGAGUAAAGGACCGGAAAUAUGGGUCCACACGGGCAUGAUUAACGCGACUAACUCCCUCUACCCGGAAGUUGUGGAAAAAUUGGGAAAGGUUUUAAAAGAGAAUGAAGACUUUGAUGUGGUGGUGAUAGGACACAGCCUCGGCGCGUCCGCAGCGUCUUUAACCCUGUUCCUGCUAAAAGAAGGCCACGGACUUCCCAAAGAUUUUCCUAAACCGAAAUCCUACGCCUAUUUCGGCUACGGCACCCCCCGCAUAGGAAACCAGGCCUACGCGGACUACUGGAACGCUCAAGAAAUGCAAAUUACCCGGGUCGUAAAUAAGGCGGAUUUCGCCGCGUAUACGCCCCAAGCUCUGGGUGGGUAUGUCCACAACGGGAACGAAUUAUGGCUCGGGCCAAACGGAGAAGAGAAAGUGUGUUCCAAGGAGGUUUACGAAGAUCUAAGUUGUGCCAACUCCAUGGCCGCCUUGUCGAAUGUGCACGACCAUUUGCAGUACUGGGAUGUCCACUUUUUGUCCUGCGCAGGCGCAGACCCGGUCGCCACGGUUUUAGAGAACAAUUAA